Neopsephotus bourkii (Bourke's parrot) is the source of this 2334-nucleotide messenger RNA. It is a transcript of the gene CTSA, whose product is annotated as cathepsin A. The transcript has 15 exons. The coding region runs from base 54 to 1523 and encodes 489 amino acids. Gene Ontology annotation, molecular function: serine-type carboxypeptidase activity. The record is from RefSeq and is a predicted model, not a curated record. Gene Ontology annotation, biological process: proteolysis. Lineage: Eukaryota; Metazoa; Chordata; Aves; Psittaciformes; Psittacidae.
CGCGGGGCCCCACCCCGCUCACGUGAUCGCGGGAGGUCAUAUGGGUGGGUAUCAUGUGCCUGCCGGUAUUGCCGCCUGCGGGAGCCGCGCCGGGAGCUGCGGGGAUGGGGCCGGUGCUGCUGUUGGCGCUGCCGCUGGUGCUGGGGCUGAGCCGAGCCGCCCCCCCGGACCAUGAGGUGACCUUCCUGCCCGGGCUGCGCAAGCAGCCCUCCUUCCGGCACUUCUCGGGCUACCUCUGCGCCGGGCCGGGCAAGCGCCUGCACUACUGGUUCGUGGAGGCCCAGAGCAACCCCCAGAGCAGCCCCCUGGUGCUGUGGCUGAACGGGGGCCCCGGCUGCAGCUCCAUGGAGGGCUUCCUGAAGGAGCAUGGCCCCUUCCUGGUCCAGCCCGAUGGGGUCACGCUGAAGUACAACGACUACGCCUGGAACAAGGUUGCCAACGUGCUCUACCUGGAGUCCCCCGCUGGCGUUGGCUUCUCGUACUCUGAUGACAAGAAGUACGCCACGAACGACACGGAGGUUGCUCACAACAAUUACCUGGCGCUGAAGGACUUCCUCCGGCUCUUCCCCGAGUACUGCAAGAACGACCUCUACCUCACAGGGGAGAGCUAUGGGGGAAUCUACAUCCCCACGCUGGCCGAGUGGGUGAUGCAGGACCCCAGCCUCAACCUGAAGGGAAUCGCUGUGGGAAACGGUCUCUCAUCCUAUGAGAUCAAUGACAACUCCCUGGUUUACUUUGCCUAUUACCACGGCCUGCUGGGGACCGAGCUGUGGAAAGACCUGCAGGCCUUCUGCUGCUCCCAGGAGAAGUGCAACUUCCACGACAACUCCAACCUCAACUGCACCCUCAAGAUGGAGGAGAUGAUUCAGAUCGUGGAGGAGUCCGGCCUCAACAUCUACAACCUGUAUGCGCCGUGUGACGGCGGCGUCCCCGGGGGCUUGAGGUAUGAGGGUGACUACCUCAUCACCCACGACCUGGGCAACUCCUUCAUCCGCAUGCCCAUGAGGUUCUCGUGGCGGCAGAACCUGUUCCGGAUGCCGGUAGCCCGCAAUAAGGUGCGGAUGGACCCGCCCUGCACCAACUCCACAGACAUCAGCGUGUACCUGAACGCCCCGGAGGUGCGGAAGGCUCUGCACAUCCCUGCCGAGGCCCCGGAGUGGCAGGUUUGCAGCUUUGAGGUGAACCGCGGCUACAAGCGCCUCUACAUGCAGAUGAAUGACCAGUACCUGAAGCUGCUCGGAGCCACGAAAUACCGAAUCCUGGUGUACAACGGGGACGUGGACAUGGCCUGCAACUUCCUCGGGGACGAGUGGUUUGUGGACUCCCUGUGCCAGAAGGUUCAGGUGGCUCGGCGGCCCUGGCUCUACACGGAGAAAGGUGAAAACCAGAUCGGGGGCUUCGUGAAGGAAUUCACCAACAUCGCCUUCCUCACCAUCAAGGGAGCUGGGCACAUGGUGCCCACGGACCGGCCGCUCGCUGCCUUCACCAUGUUCAGCCGCUUCAUUAAGAAUGAGCCAUACUAAAACCAGUGGAGGCAGCACCCGGCUGCCCCCAGCACCUCCUGCACAGCCCCACUGCAGCUGCGCCAGGGCCCCUGCACCACCCACCUGCCCCUGCUGCAGCCGGUGGGGCUCCUGCACCGCUCACCCGCCCCUGCUGCAGCCGGUGGGGCUCCUGCACCGCUCACCCGCCCCUGCUGCAGCCGGUGGGGCUCCUGCACCGCUCACCCGCCCCUGCUGCAGCCUGUGGGGCUCCUGCACCAUUCACCCGCCCCUGCUGCAGCCGGUGGGGCUCCUGCACCGCUCACCCGCCCCUGCUGCAGGCUGUGGGGCUCCUGCACCAUUCACCCGCCCCUGCUGCAGGCUGUGGGGCUCCUGCACCGCUCACCCGCCCCUGCUGCAGGCUGUGGGGCUCCUGUGCUAGCCCGGGCUGAGGAUGGGGCUGCGGGCGGCAGGAGCAGCCCCGCGGGCUCUGCUCUCUCUGGAUAGGGAGCUGUGCGCCUGCUGCAGCUGCCAGCUCUUCUGUGGCUUCCUGUGUCGCCUCUUCCCUGUCUGGGGUGGCAGCUGCUUCCCCCGGGUCUGGCACAGCCGCACACUUCCCUUUGCCCCUGCACGCAGAGCCCUGGGCACACCGAGGCAGGGCCCGUUAGGAAAGCACAGUCCAGGCGGUGGCUGCGGGCAGCUCCUGGAGGGCUCUCAGCUCCAGCCCCGCUCUCCCCUCUGAUGGCGCUGCAGGAGCCAUUCCAUAAGGACAGUCCCACUGCCCGCUCCCUGCCCAGGGCACACAGCGCUCUGGGAACUUGCAAUAAACUCUCUGAACCAGGUGGUUCUGCUC